AGCAUCAGACAAACCUUCACACACACACAGAUCAUUAUAUAUACCCAAGCUGUGAGUCAGCAUGUACCAGCCCAUCUCUAAAUAGGAAGGGAUCCUGGAGUUGAGGUCCUGAUCACUCAGUUUUUUCUCCUUUCCUACUCUGCUUCACAAUGCAGCUGCAUGAUUUGUUUUCUUGUCUUGAUAUAAAGGAGCAAUUGCUUAUUAUUUUUGCCGGCCUCCUUAUGGUAUAUUUUCAUUUUCGUAAGGAUAAGGAUCCACCAGGCUUUCCUCCAGGACCUCCAGCUCUCCCUCUUUUAGGAAACAUCUUCAACAUUGAUGCCAAACAGCCUCAUAUUUACCUAACCAAGCUCGCUGAUUUUUAUGGGAAUGUGUUCUGCAUAUGUCUGGGAAGGCACAAAACAGUGUUUGUGUCCGGGUGGAAGAUGGUGAAGGAAGCUUUAGUAACACAAGCGGACAACUUUGUGGACCGGCCUUACAGCCCGAUGGUGACCAGAAUUUAUUCAGGGAACUCAGCGGGUCUUUUCUUCAGUAACGGGAAGGUGUGGAGAAGACAGCGACGUUUUGCCAUGGCUACUUUACGCACCUUUGGUUUAGCUAAGGAGUCCACAGAGCAGAGUAUUUGUGAUGAAAGUCAACAUCUGAAGGACGCGAUGGAAAAGGAGAAAGGUGAGCCAUUCGACCCAGUGCCGUUCUUAAACAAUGCUGUCUCCAACAUCAUCUGCAAGAUAGUGUUUGGGAGACGAUUUGACUACAGUGACCACAACUUCCAGGUCAUGCUGAGCAAUCUGACUGAGAUGGCCUAUCUGGAAGGUUCCAUAUGGGCUCUACUAUAUGAUGCAUUCCCAGGACUGAUGAAACACCUGCCGGGGCCCCACAAUCGCAUCUUUAGCAGCUCCAGAUCUUUGGUAGCAUCUAUCAGGGAAGAGAUCGAGAAACAUAAGUUAGAUCUGGACCCCAACAACCCAAGAGAUUAUGUUGACAGCUUCCUCAUAAAGGAGAAACACAACAGAAACACUCAUUUGGGCUUUGAGGAAGAAAACCUGGUUCUGUGCUGUCUGGACUUGUUCCUGGCUGGCAGUGAAACCACUUCAAAGACUUUGCAGUGGGGACUCAUCUAUCUUAUCAUGAAUCCUCAGAUCCAGUGUAAAGUCCAGGAAGAGAUAGACAGAGUGAUCGGACAGACCCGUCAGCCCACCAUGGCAGACAAACCCAACCUGCCUUACACUGAUGCUGUCAUCCACGAGAUCCAGAGGAUGGGAAACAUCGUCCCACUCAAUGGACUCAGGAUGGCCGCCAAGGACACAAUGCUGGGUGGUUACUUCAUACCCAAGGGGACCUCUGUGAUGCCUAACCUGACUUCAGUGCUGUUUGAUAAGAAUAAAUGGGAGACUCCAGACACCUUUAAUCCUGAACAUUUCCUAGAUACCGAGGGCAAGUUUGUGAGGAGGGAAGCAUUUUUACCUUUCUCUGCAGGUAGGCGCGCGUGUCUCGGUGAGGGGCUGGCAAGGAUGGAGCUCUUCCUGUUUUUUGUCAGUUUGUUUCAAAAGUUUAAGUUUUCCACUCUGGAUGGAGUCAAGCUGAGUACAGAAGGAGUCAUCGGAGCCACUCGCACACCCUACCCUUUUAAGGUGUACGCUAAGCCCCGCUGAACCAUCCCCAACAAACCACACUCGUGAAAUUUAAAGACUUAUUUCAAUGAAAGGGUAUUCCCCUACCAAAAUCAGUUUCAACAGAAAAAGCAAAUAUGAAUAUUGUUGUGUUGCUGUGAGAUGGAGACUAUGCCUUUUUCAAUAGUAGUAUUAUUAUUUAUCAUUAUUUAUCACAUACUGAGUUUUGACUAUAGACCAGCGGUCCCCAACCUUUUUUGCGCCACGGACCGGUUUAUGCCCGACAAUAUUUUCACGGACCGGCAAUGAGGUGUCGCGGAUGAAUACAACAAAAUAAAACUAGUGCCGGUACCGA
Molecule: messenger RNA, 1962 nt
Organism: Oreochromis aureus
Lineage: Eukaryota; Metazoa; Chordata; Actinopteri; Cichliformes; Cichlidae
Product: cytochrome P450 2J6-like
Exons: 9
Coding region: 150-1649 (499 amino acids)
Biological process (GO): xenobiotic metabolic process
Cellular component (GO): intracellular membrane-bounded organelle; cytoplasm
Molecular function (GO): iron ion binding; heme binding; oxidoreductase activity, acting on paired donors, with incorporation or reduction of molecular oxygen, reduced flavin or flavoprotein as one donor, and incorporation of one atom of oxygen
Source: RefSeq, a predicted model, not a curated record